Molecule: messenger RNA, 1218 nt
Organism: Aspergillus uvarum CBS 121591
Lineage: Eukaryota; Fungi; Ascomycota; Eurotiomycetes; Eurotiales; Aspergillaceae
Exons: 2
Coding region: 1-1218 (405 amino acids)
Source: RefSeq, a predicted model, not a curated record
AUGACCCGCAAGAAGAAAUCCAAAGCCCGCAAGCUUAACCUCCAGCGAGGGAAUCCCCCCAAGAGACCAGCACCGCCGCAAUCGCUCCCCCCACGGCCACCAGGUCCGAUCCCCUCCAUCGAAACGCCCACCGAUCUGGCUCUAUCUCUGGCUCCAGCUCCAGCUCCCGCCAAACCAGAUAAGGCCCACCCACCUCCCAAAUCACGCUUCGGGUUCUCCUGGUGGCGGGACCAGAAGGGAGGCGAGAUGUUGCGCGGUCAGCUUGCUCAGGGCAGUAGUGGUCAGACUCCUCAACGCAGCGCUAGCUGGGCUGGAAGACCCGGGGAAGCAUACCACGGCACCGGCUGCAUCAAGCGCGAGGAUGGGGGAUGUCGCGAAAACGAGUACUUCACGCCGAGUUACCAUGCGGGGUAUGCUGGUGGUGUGGGGGGUGUUCUGGACUAUACCUGGGGUUAUGCAGGCGGGGUUGGGACUGGUAUAAUGGGCGACAGUGGUGGUCUUCAUCAUCAGCUGGGGGAGUGGGGGGUUGGUGUCAAGUCGGAGUAUAACGGUGCGUCGUUCGGGGUAGAUGCUGCUUAUGGGGACGGCUAUGGCAAGGCGUUCGUUGCAGAUUAUGGGGGAAAGUAUGGCAAGGCAUAUGAUACCAACACCAUGGCCAGAUACAGCGCAGAAGCAGGUUACAACCUAGCUUCCGCGACGUCUUACAUCUCAGGGCAUGGACCUGUCUGCUCCUCCACCCGUGACGCGAUGUAUACUGGAAUCAUGAGCAGAGACGGCGGCGGCCCCUAUUGCGGCGACGAGGGCAUCCAUCCCAUAAACCCUCGCCACCUUGACGAAACCAACAGCGUGAAAAGCACUACCCCCGAUCUAGGUCGCGAUUGUGUCUUCUGCGGCAGGAAUGGGCAUUCGACUGUGGCGUGUCCGGAGCGGUGGGGAAAUAAUGGUAAUGGUCAUACUGACUCGAAAACUCAGGCCCGUCAACCAAGCAAUGAAAGAACCAGAACCAAGAGAAACAGGAUGCGAACUAUGAAGCGGAAACUCCGGCAGCACCCGGGGAGGGAGACGCAGAAGGAGGUGGAGGAGGAGCGGGAGAGGCUGGAUGCUCUCCUUCGCGAGGCGCAGGAACUGGAGGAACGUGCUUCGAAAUUGCUGACUCGGCAAGAGCCGCCGGUUGAUUUGGAUGAUAUUUUACGCCGGAUCAUUGAGGAUAUGAGGUGA